UAUACAGGGGAAAAGCAGUAAGAAACGCAGUCAUGAAGGUGUUUGUUGUGCUCGUUAUCGCAGCUCUGUCUGGCUGCCACGCCAACCUCUUCUAUGCUGAUGAGCCCAAGCCACAGCUGGAAGUGUUGACUGAUGCCUUCUGGGACUAUGUUGCCAAGGCAACCCAGACAGCUGAUGACACCCUGCAGAUGAUCAGGAAGUCUCAGUUUGGACAGGAAGUCAAUACCCGUCUGACAGAAAGUGCUGAUAUGGCCAGCAGGUAUGCAGUCACCCUGCAGGAGCAGCUACCCCCGAUGGCCCAGGACCUGAUGACCAAGAUCACCGCAGAGGCUGAAGUGCUUAGAGAGCGCCUGAGCCAUGACCUGAGCACUGUCAGGGACAAGUUGGAGCCCUACGCUGAGGACAUGAAGGUCAAGGUCCAGCAGCGGGUGGAGCAGCUGAAACAGGAGCUGGCCCCCUACGCAGAGUCCCUUGACUCUGAGGCCCUGAAGACCACCCUCAUGCAGAAGAGCGAAGAGCUGAAGACCAGCCUGGAGCAGAGCUUCCAGGAGCUCCAGUCUCAGCUGGGCCCCUACACAGAGGAGCUGAAGCAAAAAGUGGACCAGCAUCUGCAGGACUUCAAGGAGAACGUGGGCCCCAUGACCGAGAAGGUCCAGGUUGAGGUGGCUCAAAGAGCCAUGCUGAUGAAGCAGAUGGUGGCUCCCUAUGCUGAAGACCUGAGGGGCAAGCUGGACCCUUACGCCCAGGAUCUCCAGGCCCAGCUCACCUCCCUCUACCAAUCCUAUGUCAAUGCCAACUAAGCAACCUAACCUACCCCAUCACUCACUAAGACACUGGCCCUAUCUGGUCUACCUCUGCUUUGCUCAGUGAAACAUCCAACGUAAUCACUGCAAUACUGAAUUGUACUGUAAACCAAAUUAAACCAGGCAAAUGCCACCAACAUAGUAUUUAUUGCUAAGUGCAAGGCAAGAAAUGCAAU
This is a messenger RNA of Myripristis murdjan (pinecone soldierfish), 979 nucleotides long. RefSeq names its product apolipoprotein A-I-like. Gene Ontology annotation, biological process: phospholipid efflux; cholesterol efflux; lipoprotein metabolic process. The coding region runs from base 33 to 800 and encodes 255 amino acids. Gene Ontology annotation, molecular function: phosphatidylcholine-sterol O-acyltransferase activator activity; phospholipid binding; cholesterol transfer activity. Lineage: Eukaryota; Metazoa; Chordata; Actinopteri; Holocentriformes; Holocentridae. The record is from RefSeq and is a predicted model, not a curated record. Gene Ontology annotation, cellular component: chylomicron; high-density lipoprotein particle; extracellular region. The transcript is spliced from 4 exons.